AUGGAGAGAAUAUUAUCUUCUAUAGGGAAAUUAAGUGUUGUGGCAGGGGGACUUAGUUUAAUUCCAUAUACAUUUAUAUAUGAUGUAGAUGGAGGUGAACGAUGUGUGAUGUUUAAUCGUUUUGGAGGUGUGAGUGAAAAUACUUUUGGUGAGGGUAGUCAUUUUUAUGUACCUUGGUUUCAAACACCAUAUAUAUAUGAUAUAAAAAUGAAACCUAAAGUAAUAAAUACGACAACAGGUACUCGAGAUUUGCAAAUUGUAACAAUAAGUUUAAGAUUAUUAUUUAGACCUCAUACACAACAUUUGCCUUAUUUACAUAGUACCCUAGGACCUGAUUAUGAUGAGAGAGUUUUACCUUCUAUUGGAAAUGAAGUACUUAAAGCUGUUGUGGCAAAAUAUAAUGCAGAAUCUUUAUUAACACAAAGAGACAAAAUAUCAAAAGAAAUACGAGAAAGUAUAACAGCAAGAGCUAAACAUUUUAAUAUAUUACUUGAUGAUGUAGCUAUUACACAUUUAAGCUAUGGUAAAGAAUUUGCUAAGGCUAUUGAAGAUAAACAAGUUGCGCAACAAGAAAGUGAAAGAGUAAAAUUUAUUGUAGCAAAAACUGAACAAGAAAAAAUUGCUGCUGUUAUUAAAGCACAAGGUGAAGCAGAAGCAGCAAAAUUAAUUUCAUCAGCUGUUAAAGAGUAUGGUAAAAGCUUAAUAGAAAUAAGGAAAUUAGAAGCUGCUAGAGAAAUUGCUGAAAAUUUAAGUAAAUCAAAGAAUGUAACUUAUUUUCCAUCUAAUUCAAAUAUUUUGUUAAAUCCUAGGGAUUUUUAA
Molecule: messenger RNA, 819 nt
Organism: Plasmodium gaboni
Lineage: Eukaryota; Apicomplexa; Aconoidasida; Haemosporida; Plasmodiidae
Product: putative prohibitin
Exons: 1
Coding region: 1-819 (272 amino acids)
Biological process (GO): mitochondrion organization
Cellular component (GO): membrane; mitochondrion
Source: RefSeq, a predicted model, not a curated record